Molecule: messenger RNA, 3608 nt
Organism: Eurytemora carolleeae
Lineage: Eukaryota; Metazoa; Arthropoda; Copepoda; Calanoida; Temoridae
Product: muscle M-line assembly protein unc-89
Exons: 21
Coding region: 112-3345 (1077 amino acids)
Molecular function (GO): protein binding
Source: RefSeq, a predicted model, not a curated record
GCAAAAGUUGGCUUAAUGCCAUCAUAACCCCCAGUAGGAUAUACUUAGGUACUCGGGAACUUAACAGAUGGGUAUCCUCUGAUCUUUUUAUCUCUCUCUCAGGGAUUCAGGAUGGGUAACCAGCAGGGUAAGGGAACUAAGCGUGGAUCAGUCCAAUAUCCUUUUGCAGAACCAGAGAAGAAGUCCCGGACAGACUGGACAGCGGUACCCAUCCCACCACCUAGAGUUUCCAGCAGGAACCCGGAUACUACCCAACCCUACCUAAACCUUCUAACAACUCCCCCUACCACCAGAGCAACCUACCUACCCUUCAUUACCCUUAACGGUGUACCCCUUGCCCCUGGUAAGCCUAUGAUCCAGUUGUCCAGUAGAACUGGUCCGCAAGAUGAAAACAGUGUCACAGAUGAAAUUAACCUGACGUGGGCUGUCCCAAAGGAUGAUGGUGGCUUCCCAAUCACUGGAUACAGAAUAGAAAUGCUGGACAUUCAAACCAACCAUUGGAUUGAGAUCACAUUCAUUGAGGGGUUCGAGCCAAGAUGUACACUUUCCAACAUUCUCUAUGGGAUAAUGUACAGAUUCAGAGCUAUAGCCUACAAUGAUGCUGGACCAAGCGAACCUGGAGAUCCCAGUGAUCCUGUUGUGAUAGAUGUUCCUGGAGUUCAGAUUGCGCCCUACUUUGUUCUCAUGCUCAAUGAUACAAUUGCUCUGGAGCAUGAGCGUGUGGAGUUUAAAGUUAAAGUUCUAGGAACUCCUAAACCGUCGAUUCAAUGGUUUAAAGAUGAUAUGGAGGUUUUUAGCAGUGACAGACUUGAUAUUCGAGAGGAAGAAGAUGGAGGCUCUGUUGUAGUCAAGGAGGUUCGAUUGUCAGACUCUGGAAACAUAAAAUGUGUUGCCACUAAUAUCCUAGGAAGAGCUACAAGUGUUGGGCAAUUGAUUAUUGAAGCUUCUCCCCGUCUUGAGGUUCCAGAGGUUUACAAUGAGGGUCUUAUUUUCCGAUUCGAUGAAGUUAUCCGUCUGAAAAUUCCUCUGAUUGCCAAACCAGCUCCUAGAAUAACUUGGUUUUUUGAUGAUGAGCCCAUCUGUGACAGUGAAGAUGUAACAAUUGAAACUUCUGAAACUUUGACAAGUUUAAAAAUAGGAGCAGCUAAACGUUGGCAUUGUGGAGAAUUCAGGGUUCUGGCGCAGAAUGAGAACGGAGAGGAUUCAGCGUCUAUUCUUGUAACAGUUACUGCUCCCCCGUCUCCUGCAGGAAAACCAGUUGUUAUUGAUAUUACAGGAACAACCUGUAUACUCAGAUGGGAGGCUUCCCAAGAUGAUGGAGGUGCUGACAUUAAGCAUUAUAUUGUUGAGUACUUCAGAGAUGUAUGGGAUGUGUGGCUAAAAGCAAAAACAACAAAGGAAUGUCAGGUCUCUAUUGAAGAUCUUAUUCCUGGAUCCAGGUACAAGUUCCGUAUAAAAGCUGAGAAUGCUUACGGAACAUCAGAAGAGAGCGAAGAAUCAGACCCAUUUGAUGUAGGAGGUGUUCAGGAAACACGGAUGCUGUCACCGCCUUCUAUUCAUGUAUCUGUGGAUUCGAUACCUGCCUCACCUAGACCUAAAACUUGGAAGGAAAUGACUGGAACAUCUUUGGAUGAAGAAGCAUGGUCUCCGGAACGACCAGUUCCUCCUGAACCUUGGGCUAAAGACAUUGAGGCUUCAGCAGAAGGAUGGCCUAAAAUCCCUAAACUUUCAGUCACAAAAGAGAACUGGGCAUCAACUGAGUCCAAUGAAGAAGCUAUCAGAGAUGGAAAUGCAAUGCUAAAAGAUCUUCUCAUGGUUAAAAAGCUAUCCUUCAGAGUGUCCAGUAUUGAAAGUGAUGGAUUGCCAUCCAUGGCGAGCAUUGAUGGUGAUGAUUUAUCAUUGUCUGAAAGUAGUGAUUUGAAAAAAGCUAGGAAGCUGUAUGCUGAUCUUCAAGCAAUGUCUAUGGAGUCAACAGGAUCUACUGAGGAAAUGCCAGACUUGGAUGCAGCAGCUAGGGAUUUUUACAAUGAAAUCAGAGCUUUGUCAAUGGAUACAGGGGGCAGCAUUGAAAACAUUCUUGACAAUAUUGGAGCCAGCUCGGAAAGUCUUGCAUCACUUAUUCCAUAUGAUAAAAGGGAGCAACUUGCUAACUUUGAAAUGAACCUAAAGCAGAUGAUUGAGGAAGCUAAACAGUUGGCAGCAUCUCCAAGAAUAAGCAUGGAGAGUUUAAACAUGGGAAAUAGAUCUCCUUUUCCAGAUUCAGAGAGAAGGUCAAGAAAAUCUUUAUCAGUUGCUUCACAACCAGAUUCUGUGGUGUCUGUUAUUGAGGCUCGGGGUUUAUCAAUAGACCAAGAGCAAUCAUUACAUUCAAGAUCCCUUAUUCUAGAUGAAGAGGAACCAAGACCAAUGUCUUUGAGAGGAAGGCCCACAGAAAGAUCAGCUAAAAGAAAUAUGACGCCCCAAAAACCACCUUCCCCACCCCUGCAAUUCCGGGAGGAGAUCCCUCCUCUUCAGAAACAGGAAUCAAUUGAAGAACAAGAGCAAGAGGCUCCUCCUCUUGAAGAAUUAGAGCCUCCUCCAGCACCAGCACCAAGACAAACAUCAACCCCAAGAUCUACAGCUCCAGGAAGAAGAGGAGCUGUAAUUAAUCGAGAACCAAGUGUUGGAACAGACAGAUAUGAGGAAAUAAUUGUUGAAACUCGGAAAAGAAGUAUGUCUCGAGGCCCAAGUUCCAGAAUGGGAUCAAGAACAAGCAGUCAAAUGGACUUCAGAACCAGUCAGGACUUUAGUUCAAGCAUAGGUAAACUGGAUCUGGACAUUAUUAGAAAUAGCACUAAAAACAUCACAGCUCUUGACCUAGACACUAGAUUUGCAGAGAAAACUGGAAUUGUAGAAAUUAGAAAGUGCUCUACACCGGAAGUAGCUCCAAAAAUGCCAACACCUGAAGUAGUUAGAAAAGUGACAACCCCUGAAGUAUCUAGAAAGAUGCCAACACCAGAAAUGUCAAGAAAAAUAUUCUCCCAACCUCCUGCUAAGAUGGCAUUUGAUGCCAAUCAAAACGCAACCGCCCCUACCCUACCUCGUGCCCCUAGCAAACCUAAAGUUCCCCCAAAACCUGACACUUUGGUCGAACUUUUUCCAAAGAACAUUCCACACUGGUUCGUGAUCACCUACACCUACUCAGUAGUCCUAAUUCUGAUCCUGCUGAUAGCCAACUCGACCCCUGAUGGCAAGCUUUAUAUUCACUUUACAGCGUUCUGGAGUUUAGUCUUGUACUUCCUUCUAGAGGAUGAUCAGGCCAGUGAUCUAUUAGACAGUGUAGUGGAAGGAUUCCUCAAGAAAUAGAAUUAGUUUUUUCCAAACCAAACAUAGUUAUUUCUUAAACCCGCAAGAUUGUGUACUGUUUGAAAAUUGGUUUAGAUUAUAAUUGCGCAUUUCUACAGUUUGCUACAGAUGUUAAACCUUCAAAAUUUUGGAACUGUCUAAAAUUAGAUGAUUCAAUGAUUAUAUUUUCAAACCCCUUACAAAACAAUUUUUGAAAUUUCUCUAAUCUAUUUUAACCUUUAUAUUGUAUUCUGAAUAUUCUAAAUAAAGUUUAUGCUUGUUAA